Molecule: messenger RNA, 21563 nt
Organism: Podarcis lilfordi (Lilford's wall lizard)
Lineage: Eukaryota; Metazoa; Chordata; Lepidosauria; Squamata; Lacertidae
Source: the annotation of a GenBank genome assembly
AUGUCAGCGCCUGCGGGGCGGGCUGAGUCAGCGCAGCGCCCGCCCGCCCCGCAUUGUUGCCUCGCCGCCUGUUUGCUGCGCGCACCUGUCCCCACCCACCCGGGCGGGGCGCCCCGCGACGCGAGCGAGCGCACCUCCCUUGGCGGAGUCCCGCGGACGCCCCGUCCCGGCUGCGCGGCGAGAGCGAUCGAGCAACCGAGCGGGUAAGUGCUAAGCGCUUGGCUUUGGGCAUCUUUAUUUCACCAAAGUUUGGAUCCGUGGCUCUCCAGGUCCGGCGCGUAUUCGCCGUGGCGCGGAGAGGUUUGGCGCGGGCUUGGAAACGACGCGCGCCGCUUUGGAGCUGCUUGCUUCCGAGGAGCCUCGCCGAAUCCCGACGCCUGAUCUCCCCGCGCUCCUUUUCCUCCUGGCGAGCGAUCCAUCCGCGAGUGGCUUAAGCCGGAGGGCGCACGGCGGCUGGAACGCGCGCUCCAGGCUUUCCCACGUUAGCUCGCCCUGUUGGGGGCUUAAGCGGCUUUCGGAUUCCGAGGGCGUGGGUCACAGCUUCAGGAACGUGGAGACGGGUCCGCAAGCGGGUUAGACUGGAGGUUGGGCGCGUUUGGAAACUAUUUUAGCAAAACGUCUUCCCUGCGUUGCUCGGCGCUGUUUUUAACUCCCCAUCUAUGUUUAUUUAGCUCCCGAACGAUUUUUUCUACUUAUUUCUUGUCUGUCUCGGGCUGCAAAUUUGGCAGUCCAACACGCAUUUGUAUUCGGUACUUUGGGCUCCACUGUUUAUUUAGUCUUCCCAGUUCAGUGGGUGAGCAUCUGCCUGUGUCUUUAUACAUAAUCCGCCAACUGAAGAUGUAUAGGGUGAAAUUCUGUCCUCAGAAGGCUUGUGGCAGGAUAAACCUAUUGGUCUUUAACAAGCCACCUUUCUUUAAAAGGUGAAGGGGAAAAAAACAAUAGCAUCGUCCCAGCAUGCUGAAAUAUUGAAAUACGUAAUAAUUCCAGCCCCCUUUGGAUUAAAUGUACCUGAAUAGGUAGGUUUAAGUGAUUUCAGGUUUCUGUAUUCCUUGCGCUGGGUCAUUUCUGAGUUUGAUUCUAUGCAUGUUUACUCAGAAGUAAGCAUGAGGUCAGUGGGGCUUACUCCCAAGUGCGUGUGUAGGGUAGGGUUUGCAGUCCUGGUCAUGUCUGCUUGGGAAUAAGGCCCAGUGAAUCUGGUGGAAUUUUCUUCCGAGUAAAUGACUUUGGGAUUAGGGCAACAACUUUGGUGGAAUUAUGCCAGUUUGUAGGAUCAAAUUUGCUGAGUGCCCAGUGUGGCCAGCAUCCAAAGAAUCACACUGCUGUUUCCAAGGGAAGGGGUCAUGCAGACAAAUCUCACUGGAUGCUCCCUGGCGCAGUUGCCUCUGUUCCCUUCCCUGUAUCAAACUUUUGAUUGUAUGUUCCUUGGGGCGGGUACCUACCCUCUUAAGCCCUUGCAAAGCUCUAUGCACAUUGAGGGUGUUGUAUUAAAUGUAAUGAUGAUCAUGAUCAUGAGGACACUUGAGUUUGUGAAUUGUAGUACUGAGAUGUGCCAUUGUUGUGCAAACGAGGCCUGGAAAUGGAUGCUGUUGAACCCUGAAUUUAUUUGCCUCUUUCUCCCCUCCCCUCCCUCCCCCCUAAUCUUUCCUUGCCACAGGGGGCCAUUUAGGCAGACAAGGAAACUGCAUUUCCACCCUGGUGUUCUGCUCUUAAAAACAAUUAUUUCUUUAUACCCUCAUUUGAUUUCACUUGUGGCUCAAAAGGCAACCUUGAAAUUCUACAGUAAAUCAUCUUUGCUGAAUGUGAGAGAAUAACUGGAGAGGCUUUGCAAUAAUAUUCCUACUGUACAACAUGCUCUGGUCUUGCUGCGUAGAUCAGCCUUUUGCUUUGCCUCACCUUUUUUUGCAAUUGGGGGGGACAUCCUUGCCAGCUUUGGCCAGUUGACCUUGUUUGGAUUGCUUGACACCUUACGGGUAACAGGGCAAAAUUCAGCACAUACAUUAUUCUGUUUCGUUCACCAAUAGUUAGAAUUUUGCUGCUCUCAGAGUGGUUCAAAUGUAUCUGUGGCCCAUACAAUAUUCUUAUAAGGCAGGCCCAGCAACUGAUGUUUUGCCAGGUGCCUUUAGAAAAUGAAUUUGAUUGUGUGUCCGCAUUUGUUUGAUGUUUUAACCAUUUUACUGUAUGCUGUUGUGAAAUUUAUUUUGAGUUGGUAGUUUAUAUGCAUUCUUAGAAAUGGUCACACCAUAAUGCAGAUUUGCUACAUUCCUAUAAGUAACUAAAAACAAAAACAAACAAACCGCAUAAUGCAAAUGAGAUGGGUGGGCAGGCUGAGCAACGGAAAGCUAGUCUUGAAGGCCAGGUUGUCAGUUACUGGCUGAAGUGAGGCUUCCAGUGGGGAUUACCCUGGAGAGCAUCUCAGCUGCUACAGCUUCUGCUAGGUGAAGAAGGUUCCCAGUUUUAAUUCCUAGCAUCAUCACCAGCUUUAAUAGAGUUUGGGUGCUAGGCAGAGGCAUUUCCCAGACCCAAAACCAAGGACAGCUGCUUUCAGCUGGAUGGAUAAAUAAAUAGACUUGAGCCCCAUGCUUAUGUCUGCAGGGCCUUGUAGCUAAAUGGUAGAGAAUCUGCCUUGCAUGCCAAAGGUCUCAAGUUCAAUCCCCAACAUCUCCUGGUAGGGCUGGGAGAGGACCUGUAUCUGAAACCCUGGAGAGAUGCUUCUAGCCUAUUGUCCACACUAUGGAGCUAGAUAGAUUCAUGGCCUGACUUGGUAUCACUUAGACCACUUCUUGUGUUCUGACAUUUUGACCUGAGUUUCCACCUAGGAAUUAUUCUGCACCAGCUCUGUGUUGGGUUUGCUUUCAUAAAGAGUCCUUCUCCUGCCCCCCCCCCAUGUUAUUCCAAGAAAAUGAAGCCUGGAGAUGCAAGGAGGUAACGCGAGAUUUACUCCUGAGCCUGUGGGAAUUGGUGUAGAGCAGGUGCGAGGGAACCUUCGGCCCAUGGCGCAGAUGUGGCCCUCCAGACCUCUCUGUGUGGCCCCCCAGAGCUGCCUCGAAGCCCUGCCCCUUGCCCUCCUCCUCCAUUGCCUUGCCAGAAGGUGCUCUCGAGCCAGGAUAAUGCCUCUUGCUUGCCCAUGCGAAGAGAGGGGUUUGCGUGUAGAAAUCAUUGGCUUUUGCAUGGCUGGGAUUUGGUCUUGCUGUGCAAACUGAGAUUCCCGUCAAGUUGCUCUUUGCAGUUUAGCUCCUGGCCAUAUCUAUCCUUGGUUCUUGCCUUGCCGGUCAAUGGCAUGUGGCACCAGGAAAUGUGUCCCUCGGGCUGGGAACGUUUUGAGUUUCGUGGAAACUCCUGAUACAGAAUGGAAGUUCCCUUUCCUGGUGAAAAGUUUGAUGAAAUGCAGCAAGCUCGCGUGCUUUCUCAUUGCUUUGUUGGCCUGGCUUAGAAGAUCGCACCCUGUCCUUUUCAGACUAGACUUUCUCUUUUCCCUCUUGAAUUCCCAAAUCUGCGCUGCCAAGGUUGCUCAGACAGUGGUUACAAUCCUCUGUUGUGGGUGCUCACUCGUACUUUUGGCAAAACAAGCCCCGGUUUGUUUGUCAUUCAGCCGCUGAUUUAAUAUUUAACUCCGCGAUGUGUCUGCAUCGGCCCUUGGUACGUUAGGGAGAUUUUGGACAAAGGAAGCCUUUGCAAGGCUAAAUUUCCAGUAGCCCCCACCCCCAGCUGGCAAACAGUUAUCCUUGUUCGCCACCUCCGCCUAUCAUUUAAGGCUCUUUUCAUGCUGCUGGUGGCUCUUUUGGGCAGAGCCCAGCCGUCCACCCCUGUUUACCCUCUGGGCCCAACCCCUCUCUUGGAAUUUCACAGACCACAGCUUUGGAGAGAGAAAUGCUUAACUCCUGGAAUCCCGGAAAAGGUCUAGCGCUCACCCUUGAAUGAGCAGCAGGGGUUGCAGAAGAUACCUCUUAACCUUAGCAGACAUGUGUUUCCAAACCUGAGAUAAUGGAAAAUUGGGGGCAGGGGACGUAUAGGAGAGCAUCUGUAGGCAGAAGGGGUGCUUAACCCUUUCCGUGCCUGCGAGGUCGCUCCUGCAAAAAACACCCCUCCAAAACUGCUCCCUCAGGUGAGUUUUUCCUUUUGGAGCCCUGCUGAGACAAAUGGGCUACAAAUGGCCAGGAUUGGGGGUAUUUUCAAGGAGAAUGACCAAGGAACUCUUACUUCCUAGAAGCUGGGAGCCUCACUUCAUAAGCAGGUAGUUUUGAUUUUAGGAUGCUUUCAGGAGGUGAGUGUUGCUAAAGUGACAACUGUAAUGAUGUUAGCAAGUUGCCUGGGAUUGAAGGAAGACAUUUGCCCUUAUUUAUCCCUUCAUUCUUAUCUGUUUCUUCCCCGAGUGGCAAUUGCUCUUGCUUCAUAGGACACAGUGUGAAAGGUUUAGGGCACCAGUGGGGAACCUGUGGCUUUCCAGACAUUGCUGGAUUCGAAUCAUCCUUGACCAUGCUAGCGGAGGCUGAUGGGAAUCGGAGUCCAGCAGGGGGUUGGACUAGAUGACCCCCAGGGUCCCUUCCAGCUUUACAUUUCCAUCUGGAGGGCCACAGCUUCCUUGCCCCUGGUUUAACACCAUACCCUGCAAUGCUUCCUACAUUUGGCAUUUUGCCUCUAAAUGAGCUUGGAUAUAAGAUAACGUAGAGCACCAGCUAUAUAUAGAUCUAACCCUUGGGUCCCUACAGCUUUACAGAGGCAGCCUACUUCAGAGUAGGUUUGUCACUAAAUCUGAUCUGUAGCUCUAAAUCUUCUCUGUCCCCUCCCUAAGGUGACAUGGCUCACUUUCUUAUCUGAGUUUGUUUUGCUGAAACCUGUGUCUUGCCCUUUUAAUCUUCUCCCCACCCCAAUGCUCUCUCUUUUAUUUUUAAAUAUAAAACAUUGCCAUUUUAAAUGCUGCUGCUUGUCAAAGAUUUCACUUUAUCCUGAUGGCCAUUUGCAGUGCGCUGUUUGUUUCUAUUCUGUAGGCUAAUGUUUUGGGUGGUGGUUGGGAGUAUUUUGGGUUAGUGCCAAUUUUUAAAAAAUAAAUAAAUUUGGCACAAUCCUGUGCAGGUCUAUUUCCUUCUGCUAGAGAGAGAGAGAGAGUGUGUAGGAUAGGAUUGCAUCUCUGGUGAACAGUCAAAACUGCCUGUGUUUACACAUCACAGUAAACCACCGUUAAUAGUUUGCUAUGAAUGUUCAGGUGGCUCCUCUCUGGUGUGAGUAACAGAUCGCAACCCCUGACUUAGCAGUUUUGUGUCCGCUCAGGGGACCGAUAAUUGUUUUAUGCUCCAAACAAACCACAAUGUGAAGCCAAGGUUUAUUCUUGGCUUAUCAGAGUUUGUUUGAGUGACACAAACCAGGAUCCUCUGUUCAGAUGUAAUGCUAAACCAAGCAUUGUGGUUUCUUGCUCCCAUUUAAGCUCGGGGAGGAGUGAAGCAUGGAAAAUCUUUACCUAUUGUCUCCCCCUCUCUCCUUUUUAACCCCCCCCCAGCAAUUCAGAAUUUUUAAAAAUUGUAACUGAUGGAAUGGAUGCAGACGCGUAAGGAACCAAAAGAGAUGCAGUCUGCUGAGCAGAACUAGGAAUAUUCCAAGUGCUGAGAGUUGAGGUCAAGUUUUGUGGGGGGUUUUUGGUGGGGGCAAGGGAUUGUGCUAGGAAUUAUUUCCCAGCCUUCCCAAUAAAACUGCAACAAGGUUGGGGCCACAAAUCCCUGAUGCGGACAGGGUUGCUGGCUUUCCAUUUCCUAACAAGUCUCCUGCCAGACGAGGAAUUCUGUACUGCUUAGAAGUUUGCUCCCCUGCCAGCAUUUUUGUGUUGGUAAAAACUAUUAUCUCAGCGCAUUCCCAACUCUCCCCACCCCCUUUUAAAACCAUGUUUUGAUUUAAACUGAUUCGAAUAGUUCCUCAAUUUUAAAAAUAGACAUCGUCGUAAUUCAGUGUGCACAGCACUAAAGGCAGCCACAUGAGAAGGUUUAAAUCGGUUUGUUUGGAGAGUUUAUCUCACGCAGGUCUCUGUUACUUAUGGUGCGGUCACACCCAGACAUUGCUUGCUUCGGGAUAAGGUUGCCAGGCUGCAGUUUGGAGACUUUGGCACUUAUUUUAAAAUUGCUUGUAAAUUCAGAGAUGAGGCACCUAUGGCAUUCCUUUCUUGUUGCUAUCUUCUUCCUAUCUCAUCCUGCCCUGCUGCCUGUACUUUUUAUCUCUUGGCUCCAUUUUCUGCCAGCUGAAGGAAGCAGGACCCAGCUGCCCUGCAUAUCAGGUGGGAAAGAAGGCAGGUGAAAGGAUUGGGGGGGGCAGCGGAGAGAGAGAGACCUUUGCGCACGAAGUAGAUGCUCUACAGCUGACUUACAGCCCUUCCCUUGAAUAGUUUGCUUGGGUGUCUUCUGGUGUCUUGCAUAUUUCUGUGUCCAGUAUGCUAUGUGAGCAGCUAAUCCACCUUGAUGCUGUCACCGAAGUGCGUAUCAAAAGAGUCUGCUUGUUUUCAAGUGCAAUUGGCGUUUAAACUUGGCUGUGUCUUGUAAACUGCAACAUUUGAGGUAACCUGUAUGAGAUCUGCAAUACAUAGGUUUACAAAUGUGGUCCGGCAAGGUCUUCAAUAGAGACCCUGCUCCGGGUUCCGCCAUCUCGUUGAAGGUAAAAUAUGGUAGCAGGUUCUUUCUGGUGGUGGCCCCCUCCGGGUUAUUUUCUGUCUGCCUUUCAGGCGCUGCCAGAGCGACAAAUGUGAAUUCUGCACACUCCCACUCCCCCCUCCCUCUACCUAAGCAAGCAAGGAAGACUUGUGAGAGUUCAAAGACACCUUUCAGACAGGCGAGGAUGGUGCAGAGACUCCAAAGUGCUUAGAGAGGUCUGGAUUUGGGCCCUGGGCCUGAUAUUACCCAUCCCUCAUUUAAGACCUCCAUAGCUCAGUUGGUAGAGCAUGAGACUCUUAAUCUCAGGGUUGUGGGUUCGAGUCCUACGUUGGGCAAAAUGUUCCUUCAUUGCAGGGGGGUUGAGCUAGACGACCCUCAGGGUCCCUUCCAACUCUGUCAGUCUAUGAAAUGGUAAGCUGUUUGUGUUUUUCCUAGUCAGGAUGAGCAACCUGUGGCCUUCCAGUUUUUUUUUUUACUUUCUUAUUUAUUUAUUUAUUUAUUUAUUUAUUUGUUGGUUUUCACAUAUUACAUUACAAUACAAAUGUACCAAAGCCAACACCAUUUCCUCCCCAUCCCCCCAUACAUUUAUAUUUCCUCAAUCCAUCAUAUUAUUCUUUCCUCCCUCUUCCCACUUCCCUCCACCCCCAUUCGAUUUCCUCCACAUUAUACAAUUUACAAUAAUCUUUGCCUUCUACAGUCUUCUCAAGUCAUCUAUAUAUUCUUAUUAUCUUUCCUUACUAAGUUUUCUUCCAUGCAGUACUUCGCAUUGUAAUCUAGGCAUAUUAGCAUAUCUUUCUUUGAGCAAUAUUUUGCCGUAUAUUCAUCAAAACAUUUCCACUUCUUUUUUAAAUUUUUGAUUCGACUGAUUUCUUAUUAUAGCAGUUAAUUUUUGCCAAAAUUAAAUAUUCAUUUAGUUUACAAAUCCAUUCCUCCUUUGUUGGUAUAGUUUGUGACUUCCACCUAGCAGCAAUACUAUUCUAGCAACUGUAUCAGAUACCAUGGGGGGGGGAUUUUCCUAUAUACAAGCACAGCUACAGUGGCCUUCCAGUUGUUGUUGGACUGCAACUCCCAUCAUGCUGGCCGUUCACCGUGCUGGUUGUUGCUGAUGGGAGUUGGAGUCGAGCAAAAUCUGGAGGGCCACAGUUCCUCCAUUCCUGAUUUGCAUGAACAUAGGUCUUGUGAAUUCAGCAGGAGUAUCUUGGGCUUGCUGAUUAGAAGGUUGGCGGUUCAAAUCACUGCGACGGGGUGAGCUCCCGUUGCUCGGUCCCAGCUCCUGCCAACCUAGCAGUUCGAAAGCACACUUGUGCAAGUAGAUAAAUAGGUACCGCUCCGGUGGGAAGGUAAACGGCGUUUCUGUGCGCUGCUCUGGUUCGCCAGAAGUGGCUUAGUCAUGCUGGCCACAUGACCUGGAAGCUGUACGCUGGCUCCCUUGGCCAGUAAAGCGAGAUGAGCGCCGUAAUCCCAGAGUUGUCCGUGACUGGACCUAAUGGUCAGGGGUCCCUUUACCUUUAUCUGCCCCUACUGCACUGCAGGGGGUUAGACUAGAUAACUCUUAGCGUCCCUUCCAACUAUGCAAUUCUAUGAUUCUAUGAAAAGGAGUUCAGAAAUCUUUUCAAUAAUAGCCACCACCCUUCCACUGGCUGUGGAACACCCCCCUCCCAAGAAGGCCCCCUGAUAUUUAAUCUGUUGUCUUUCUAGCACCAUAUGAAGCCUUUUUAAAAACUCCCCCUGGCCUUGAAAAAAUCAUUUCUCUUGGCGUUCUUCACUGCAUUUUGCUGUGAUUUCUAGGAUGUGGUUUGUAUCUCCACGAAGACAUUUUUUGUGGCACGCUCUAAUUGCAUGACUGCGGCUGAACUUGUGUGCGCUGCUGCUCCGAUAAGGUUGUUCCUGUUUCAGGGGAUUUUUGUGUUGCUUGUUUUAUCGGCUCUGCAAGUUUUGAUCUGUUUGCGGUUGUUCCUCGCCUGGGGAACCCAGCUCCUGGAGUGGCAGUACGAAAACAUUCGCAAAACGGCUGCUCCUCUCUCUCAAACGAAACAGAAUGGCAAGGCAGGUGGUUUGAGGUCGCUCAGGCUUCCUUUGGCUUCUUGGGUACCGUUAAGCUGCCUUAAGACCGCCAGCUUCCUAGAAUGCCUUGUAUCCAUAUUCUGUCAAAAGCUGGCUCUUGUUCAGCCACGAUUUCCCCCCUGCGAAGGUUAAAGCAGGCAAUGUAAUUGUUAACCGUGUUCUGAAAAGUAGGGUGGAUAAUGGCAUGUUUCGUUUCUUUCUUUUUUUAAAAUAAUUUUUUUAUUAGAUUUUUCACAGUGAUAACACAAACCACAAAGCAAAAUGAUACACAAAAACAGAAAAAGAAAAAGGAAGAAAGAAAGGGGGGGGGACACAAUAAACAGAUAAACAAUAACAACAAACUUAAUUCUUCACAAAUCCAACCUUUUAAACAUCUUGGUUGACUUCCUCAAAUCCCUCCCUUCUGAGUUUCCUUGUAAUUAAAAGUAACAGCUUUCCAAUAUCAUUAUUAAACUAAAACAAUUUCCAAUUAUAGUCCAUCUUAUUCACUUUUCUUAACAUUCUAAAUCCCAUUUAUUUGAUUAUAUCUUAAUUUAAUCCUAGGCCUAUUUGUUUCUUUCAAGUAAUUUCUAAUUUUUUAUAUUACAAUAUUUAUUGUAAUAUAAAUAUUGUAAUAUAUUUAUGUUUCGUUUCUGCCUGUUCUUCAUCCCUGCAACACCAGCAUCUUAUUUAGGGUCGAGGUGCAGUUCAGGCACUAACUUCUAAGUUCCAAUAGACUUAAAAACGUAAGAGGAGCCUAUUGAGUCCAGUAUCCUGUUCUCUCAGUGGCCAGGCAGAUGCCCAUGGGAAUUCCCCAGUCCAGGACCUGCGCACAGCGCCAUUCUCCCUUCUUACAGUCUUCGGCAGCUGGUGUUGAGAAGCAGUGUUCGAAAUUAGCCAGGAGCCAGGUGCAUUUUGCUUCUGGUGCGGGUCCAGUUGCAACUACAGUGGUACCUUGGGUUAAGUACUUAAUUUGUUCCGGAGGUCCGUUCUUAACCUGAAACUGUGCUUAACCUGAAGCACCACUUUAGCUAAUGGGGCCUCCUGCUGCCACCACACAAUUUCUGUUCUCAUGCUGUGGUAAAGUUCUUAACCCAAGGUACUAUUUCUGGGUUAGCGGAGUCUGUAACCUGAAGCGUCUGUAACCUGAAGCAUAUGUAACCCGAGGUACCACUGUACGUGGAGAUUUCUGGCCUCCAGAUUGGUGGCUGCAGUUUAAAAGCCUCUGCCUUAUUCCAGAGUACAGUGGACAUGAUCCGUGCGGGAUGCACGUUCGCAACCCGCAGCGGCGCGUCUGCGCAUGCACGGCCGCCAAAACCCGGAAGUAACCCGUUCCGGUACUUCCAAGUUUCGGCAGUCCAUAACCCAAAAAAACACAACCUCUGUAACCCGAGGUAUGACUGUAAAUACCAUUUCCCUUGUGUGUGUUUCUCCUCCUUGCAUGCUGGGACAAGUGAAUUGUUGUAAGAGGAAGCUACAGUCAAGCAAUGAGGUCACAGAAUCCUAGAAUUGUAGCGUGGGAAGGGACUACGAGGGCCAUCUAGUCCAACCCCCCUGGCGAAUAGACAUUCCGUUGUAGGUUUAAGCUGCCAUUUGGCACGUAGUUCAUAUAUCUGAGUUUCUAACACUGUUGGUAACUGACAUCUCCAUCUGGCUGCCCCCUCCAGCUCUCCUAAGCAGGUCAGCAGAACAGCUUAUUUAUUGCAUUUCUUUUCCACUUUUUCCUCCCUGAAGUCCACGGUUCACAUCCCUCCUCAGUUAAUCUCUACAACGACCCUGUGAGGUAGGUUAAGAGGCUGUGACUAUGAAGGUCACCCUUCAUGACUAAGUGGGGAUUUGAACCCUGACCUCCCAGGCCCUAGUCCAACACGCUAACCACUACACUAGCUUCCUAGCCAGUACUUCUGCUAUGGGACAGCUCUAUAAAUUAAGUCAGUGAAUAAAUAUGGGGAAAGCAAAAUGUCACUUAGAGAAGGAUCUGAAAUACUUUCCUAGAAGCCUUGAUUUGUUUUGCUCUGGAUUGUUUGAUUUGAUGUGGCGUUGUGGGUUAAACCACAGAGCCUAGGACUUGCCGAUCAGAAGGUCGGCGGUUCGAAUCCCCGUGACAGGGUGAGCUCCCGUUGCUCGGUCCCUGCUCCUGCCAACCUAGCAGUUCGAAAGCACGUCAAAGUGCAAGUAGAUAAAUCGGUACCGCUCCGGCGGGAAGGUAAACGGCAUUUCCGUGCGCUGCUCUGGUUCGCCAGAAGCGGCUUAGUCAUGCUGGCCACAUAACCCGGAAGCUGUACACUGGCUCCCUCAGCCAAUAAAGUGAGAUGAGCGCCGCAACCCCAGAGUCGGCCACAACUGGACCUAAUGGUCAGGGGUCCCUUUACCUUUAACGUUUUAUAAACUGCCAUCAGAUUUUUUUCUCUUUAAAAUGUAAAGUGGUAUACAUAUGAAAUAAAAAAUAACAACAACAACAAUAAUAAGAAACCUCACUGGGGUGGGGAAUGGCCCCAGACAUACCAUUGUCGCAACCGCAACUCAGGUUUAAGGCAAUUAGUUUAUAUGUCUGAAUUUCUGACGCCGUUAGAAAGCAUUGCCUCUCAGCUGUGGAGGUUUUCAAGGCAAUUAUACUGUAACCUUCCUUGGUCUGUGUCCAGCUGAAAAUCAAUGUAAAUGGAGAUAUUUUAGAAUCAAAUGGAAUUAUCUGAUCGCCGUUAAAAUCCUUAGAUGACAGGCCGUGCAGAAUCUGGUUUAAUUAGCUGGCAGUGGGAUGAGGAUGAAAAUUAAAAGGCUAGAUAAUGUAGAAACAAUUAAAUAGGGGAUUUGUUCAGCACACAUUGCCAGGUCCGGAAGACCUCAGUGAGGGAAGCAUAGGUCCUGUCUGCUUCCCAGACCAUAGAUCUGAGCAAUCAAAACACAUUACCUUAACAAGCAAAGGAGUCAGGAGUGUACAGCGGUGCUUAGCCGAGUUUCCUGGUGCCUAACUAAGUUCUUGAAAAGCCUGCCUUUAAUUGCUACCAGACUUUUUUUGGAACCUUCGGAGUGAAUAUUAAAUGCAGCAAGAAGAAAUGGUGUCAUGGAAUGGAAUAUUUUUAGGAAGGAGGGAGAACAGGCUUAAAGCGUACCAUUUGCGAUGCUCCCAAGUGGAUGUGUUUGUCGGAGUCCUUAGCUGGCAAAGUGACCCUCAGUCACAGGGCAGUAAUUCCUCCAGGAUUUUAAAAAACUCCUUCCCAACCCAGAGAUUGCGGGGCCUGGAAUUGGGCAGCUACGGGGAGCCAUCCCAUUGGUCCUUGUCCCUGUAAAAACACUGGACUUGCCUCUGGAAAACGUGUUUCGGGAGCUUGUUGGACAAGAUUUGCUUCUCCAAGGCUAUUGCCAGUCUCCUUAAGAUUCCAGGAUUUCUGCAGUAUCUGUGACACUCUCUGCUGUCCGGUUCUUACCUGCCAGCCUCCUGCUGACUGUUUGCCGGUGCCUGCCUGGGUCAUUCUGCUUCUCAGCACCUCAGAAUUAACCUCUUCCUCGAUUUGUUUUCCCCAUGGGCUUCUCUGUUGAACUGCUUGCAUCUUGGACCAUAUGCGAGUCUUAUUACGUACACAGGGGACUCAGCUACAUUAGUCAAGAAAGAGUGUUUUGAAUUCAUUAUAAAAAUGCAACACCAGAUGGCGCUGGGGAGCAAACAAAAAAUCUAAGUGAUUUUCCAUAGCGUUUUUUUAUUUUGUUAUAACGACUUAAUUUCUGACUUAUUCAUAGUGUUUUUUUAUCCCUGUGUGUAGAUCCACCCUAAGUGCUGCCGUCCUGACUGAGCCAUGCCUCUGAAAGAUGCUGGGGCUGUUGUGAAUUUCUGGGGGGAGAGCAGAGCCAUAGUUGCAGCAUAGAUAUGCACACUUUUGGUUUUGUGGUCUCCAUUUUGGUGAAUUGAAAAGCAGGGUGGCCACUUAUCUUGCCUAAUAGAGGUCAUGCCACUGUUCAAAGGCAUCCUAUAUUUGAAGGACUGUCUGGUCCACGUCUGUUGUUCUUGGCAUCCAUCCAUCUCGGGAGACAAUGGAGUGCACCUCUGGGGGUGAAGUCAAAUUUCACUAAAUAGACCUGUAUGUAUGUAUGUGUGUAUGGAGGUCCUGGGCUGCCCAUAAGACAAGACCCCUCUCUCGGCCUCACUGAUGGGGUCCAAAGGAAAGCAGAGCAAGACGUUUGGCACCAAAAGAAGAUUGGCUGAAUAAAUUAUGCAAAUACUUGGAAUUAGCAAAGUUGACUGAUUUGAUAAGACAAAAACCAAAAAAUAUAAUCCAGAAACAAUGGAAAUGUUUAAAUGAUUAUUUAUGUAGACAAACCUUAAAUGUAAGGUAUUGGUUGUGUUUAGAAUAGAUUUAAGAAAACUUAUUGAUUAGAAUAUUUGUGUGAGAUUGUAUGGGAAAAAUACGGAAUAUAACAGAUACAAUCUUGCUUAAAAUGUAUAUAGGAAGUGCAGUGUAAGCGACGGAAGUCAAUCAAUGAAAUCUUAUUAUUGCGAUAUUUGUAGGAUAAAUUUGGAAUAAAUUCUUCCAACUUUUCUUCUUCUUUUUCUCUUUAUUUUUUCUUUUUCUUUUUUCUUUUCUUCCUUUUUUCUCUUUUGUUCUUUUUUUAUAUGUGUGUGCUUAUCUAAAAUAUAUAUGUAUGUAUAUAUAUAUAAAAGACGUAUUUGAAAUAUUUUGCUUAUAUUUUGUAAUAAUUAUGUUAAAUAAAUUAAUUUUUUAAAAAAAACAAAUUGUAAAAAAAAAAAGACGUUUGGCACAGGAGUUGCCGGAAGGAGGUGUACAAGGCACCAUCCAACUGCCUUAGGGACUCCGCUCCAGAUUUGUGUAGGGUUUAUACUCCUUAGCCUUUUCUUCUCCUGAAGAAGAUAUUGGUAUCCCAAAAGGAAGCCAAUAUACUUGUUAGAGCGAGACGUUACAGGAAAACCACUUUGUGCCUUUCUGAAGAACUACAACUCCAGUUAGUUCUAGGAAAUUUACCGUAUUGAGAAACAUCGCUCAGAGAUCUCUGCCCCACCUAAGGUGAAAGAGUUGAGCUUAGUUCCUGAAAUAAUUUCUGCCAGGUAAAACACCUGUCGAGAGGAUAAACAAGAUGAACUGACAAGGUGCAAAAUUGUAGCCUGUGCCAAGCUUUGACCUUUGACUGACUCGGGGAGGGGUGACACCCCCCAGUUUCACACCAAAGGCUACAUUGGCAGCUGGUCCACAGCCUGAAGGCCUGAAUGAGUUGGCAGCUCACCUGUAAUUAACAUACUAUGCAUGCCACAGGUAUGAGCCCGGUGGAUGUUAAGCUAGGGAUGUAGUCCUGCGACUGUGUGUUUGUGUAUGUUUAGAACAAUUAGCCCCAAAUACACAAGACAGUGUGUUAGCUCUCAGAGCACACGUGGAAAAUAUGAUUUAUUUAUUUUUAAAGAUGGGGCCUUGCUGCUGGCACUCAGUUACCUAGGGCUGCCAUAUUCCCCAAAGUGAAAAUCCCCUGCCAUGUGCCCGUGUUCCCCCCGGACAUUUUGCCGAUUUAGCAAAAAUCCGCCCCAACGUCAUUCUGCUGCCCAAUUCCCGGACAUAUGGCAGCUCUCCUGCUUAUUAUGACUGGCAGAGACGACCAAACGACAACUGCGAUUCCCUUUAAGAAUAAGUGUUCCUUCAGAUGGAUGGUUUGUUUUUGACAGGUAUAUUCUGCAUCCUGUAACUGACCCAAUAAUAGUUUCAGUGGUGGAUUCAAACUGGGCUAUCUACACAUGAUUCUGCAUUAUUAGCUGUAAUAAUAAUAAUAAUAAUAAUAAUAAUUAAUGCUGCCAUAUUAUUGCUGUUCUGAUGGACACUCUUGUGCUAUAGCAGGGGUGUAUAUGUCUGAUAUGUGAUAAUGUUUGUGAUAGAAAAAGUAGCAGGAUUUCAGCAGAAAGCUAUGGGUCACACACAGUGUUAGAAACUCAGAUAUAUAAUCUAAUUGCCAAGUUAUGGCGACCACAAUGGAAUGUCCAGGUGCCUUUUUUUUUACCAAUGGAAUUAUUAUUAUUAUUAGUAGUAGUAGUAGUAGUAGUAGUAGUAGUAGUAUUUCUAAUUCCAUUUCUCAAAGUGGUUUCCAACACAUUAAAAUAUCAAAUAAACCAAUCCAGAAUAAAAACAAAUUUAGGCUUCAAGGAAAAUAUUUCAGAUCCUUCUCUAAGUGACCUUUUGCUUUCCCAAGUCACUAUCCUGGCAUCCAGAGAUUUCCACGUGGUCGCAGUUGGACCCAUGCCAGGCGGAAAAUGCACCUGUGGAAUUUCCAUCACUGGUCACACGAAGGCGGGAAAGCUUUAGCUGUGACCCCUGCAUUGCAGGGGGCUGGACUAGAUGGCCUUUGGGGUUCCUUCCAACUCUAUCGUUCUAUGAUCCUACAAAAUAAAAGCAGUAUGACAUUGUGUAGCAGUGUGUAGCUAGCUACAGGCCUGUGUACAGCUUGCUUACUCAAGAGUGCUUCUCUCAACACUAAGCUAUGCCUGGAAAUCCAGAAAGACCAGAAACCAGAGCAAAUUGAAUUUGGUCAUCAUAACUAGUGUUGCGAGCAUUUUCCAGACUGCUGUCCGAUUUCCUGGACUGGCACAAUUGGGGGUAAAGAUAAAGGACCCCUAACAGUUAAAUCCAGUCGCGAACGACUCUGCAGUUGCAGCACUCACCUCGCUUUACUGGCCGAGAGAGCCGGCGUUUGUCCGCAGACAGUUUUUCCGGGUCAUGUGGCCAGCAUGACUAAGCCGCUUCUGGCGAAACCAGAGCAGCGCACGGAAAUGCCGUUUACCUUCCUGCCGGAGCGGUACCUAUUUAUCUACUUGCACUUUGACGUGCUUUCGAACUGCUAGGUUGGCAGGAGCUGGGACCGAGCAACGGGAGCUCACUCCGUCGCGGGAAUUCGAACCGCCGACCUUCCGAUCGGCAAGCCCAAGAGGCUCAUUGGUUUAGACCACAGCGCCACCUGUGUCCCAUGGCACGCUUGGGGAGUAAACCCCAAAUAACUCGAUAGGCCUUGUCUGUCAAUAAUCACACUCGUGGAACUGAGUCAGAUCUUAGAGCUUUGCAGCCAAAAGGCUGGAGAGAAAAUAGGUCAUAUGGUCUGCACGGCAGCAUGAUGCUGAAAAGAUACAGGCAACCAUGGAUAAUUGCAUGCAAUGGCAGAGUGCGCACAAACCCAUUACGCACCUGCCCCCCUUUCCUGCCACUGCCAGGUCGCUGCGAUGCAAUCUGUUGCUGUUGCACAUCAAUUGUGGACACCUAUACAUUGUUUUUUUCCUAUAGCUUUAAAGAUGAGCCUGCAGCCACCCAGAUAUUGCUGAGCUUCAACUCCCAUCGUCCCUGACCAUUGGUCAUCCUGGCUGGGGCUGAUGGGAGUUGGAGUCCAGCAACAUCUGGAGGGGACGCGGGUGGUGCUGUGGGUUAAACCACAGAGCCUAGGACUUGCCGAUCAGAAGGUUGGCGGUUCGAAUCCCCGCGACGGGGUGAGCUCCCGUUGCUCGGUCCCUGCUCCUGCCAACCUAGCAGUUCAAAAGCACGUCAAAGUGCAAGUAGAUAAAUAGGUACCGCUCCAGUGGGAAGGUAAACGGCGUUUCCGUGCACUGCACUGGUUCGCUAGAAGCGGCUUAGUCCUGCUGGCCACAUGACCCGGAAGCUGUAUGCUGGCUCCCUCGGCCAGUAAAGCGAGAUGAGCGCCGCAACCCCAGAGUCGGUCACGACUGGACCUAAUGGUCAGGCGUCCCUUUACCUUUACCUAACAUCUGAAGGGUCUUGAGUUAAGAUGCCUCCCUGCAUCCUUAGGUGUUACCACCACACCUUAAGGACCUGCCUGGUUUAACAAUUAUUCUCUCUCACCAGAGAAUCCUGGAAACUGUAGUUCCAUGAGGGGUGCUUUGGAUCCCUUAUCCUUGGUGCAUUCCCCAAGCUAUAAUUCCCAACAUUUUUUGGGAUAAGCCACAACAGCAAUUGUUGGGGCAGAUGAGGCCCCAAGAAUGAAUAUUGGGCCACAAUGAAAGACAAGAAGGUGGCCCUGUUCCCUGUUCCAAGUGACAUAACAUGCCGGAUUAGACCAAAAGGUCUUUCUAGUCUAGAAUCCUGCUUCCCACAGUUAUAAAACGUUCAUUUUUGCUGACAUCUUUCUGUGUGUACCGCUGUCAUUCUGGAAUAGUCCUGUCCUUGUAAUGUUGAUCAAUGUCUUUCUUUCUUAAAAACAAAAACACACCCAAAAACAUUUCCCACCAAACUAGAAUCUAUUUUUAAAUGUACUCAGCGAUAUUUGUUUCACUGAAGCCUAUGUUGCUUAUCUUAAAUCUUUGGAUGAGUUCCCGUUUGGAAGAACCGAUCUUGCUGCCGUUAAAGCCAGGGCUUGAAUCAAAAGGGUCCCCCCUCAAAAAAAAGGAAAAAGGGGGUGGGUGGGUGGGGAGUCCAUGUCCUUUCAAUAAGCACAAUGCUCAGCUGACCACCUUCCGAUUUUGCCUUUUUUUCAGCUUCAACAUUCAGUGUUGCCUUGCCUUAAAAUAGGCUUGGGAGUAACUUGCUGAUUCAGCAAAGCUCUUAAUGCCAGUUUCCUGGAAGGCGCAACAAGCUGUUUUAUGAGAAAUUGCAUCUUGGCCGGAGCAAAAUGUCAUUUAUUGCUAGAUUUGCUUGCCUUGGAUGGCAGGCCCUUUGGGGACAGAACAAUCAACAUCUAGGGUGUGUGGGAAAUGCUCUUGGCUGUCCUGAGCCCAUGGGGAAGAGCGGGAUGUGAAAUACGUUAAUGGAAGGUUAAAAGGAGCUGAACAGUAAUCUUUCAUUUAUUUAAUACAUCCACACUUUGCCUUACCUGCAAGGAGCUCAAGAGCCGGGUGUACCUUCUUCUCUUCCCCUCUCCAUUUUAACCUCACAACACCCCUGGGAGAGGUAGGCGAGGCUGAGAGUGAGUGAUUGGCCCAAGGCCACCAGUUGAGUUUCAUGGCUGAACUCGAACCCAGGACUCUUGAGAUUAAAGAGUCUUGUGCUCUACCGGCUUAGGUGAUUUCUGCUUCAUGUAGCUUCUUGUACUUUUUUAAAAUUGUAUUGUUUCACAGGUAAUGCAUUCUAAUGCAUUGCUCCAUUCAAGAGAGCUCCUAGCCAGGAAUUUUGUGUCUGUGCGAGAGAAAAGAUGGCCUUGAAUCUUAGAAUCGUAGAGUUGGAGGAAGGGACCCACAAAGGUCUUCUAGUCCAACCCCUUGGCAUGCAGGUGUCUUUUUUUAAAAAACAAUUUUCAGAUUUUGAAAUUUACAAUCGUCAAACAAUCAAAACAAAAAGAGAAUUCCAUAAAUUCCCAUUGACUUCCCUCCUCCCCUUUGUGGGUCCUUAUGUUAUCUUUUUUCCUCCUGCAUCUUCUCUAUUAAUCCAGUUCUAUUAAAUCACCAUUACAACCAUAGUCCAACAUUCAACUACAAGUACCAUUCCGACCCUACUAAUAAUUUUAAUUGCUUGCAAGAUUUUUAAGGGAAAUUAUAUAUCUUCCCCGUUCCUUCUUAAAAUUUUUGGUCUUCCUGAUUCCUAAUUCUUCCGGUCAUUUUUGCCAUUUCAGCUUAGUCCCAUCUGUUUAAUCUGCCAUUCUUCUCUGGUAGGGAGCCACGCAGACAUCUUUAGCCCAAUGUGGGGCUCGAACCCACAGCCUUGACAUGAAGAGCCUCGUGCUCUACUGACUGAGCCAUCCCUUGGGUAUGGUCCUUGAAUGUGGCUGUAAAUGGGCUUAAGAUCCCGAACCCUCUUAGCCGUGAGUGGCACGGUGGAGUGAGCAUGGCUGAGUUGUGAGUAGCUACAGGGUGGAUGGAUGCGGGUGGCGCUGUGGGUUAAACCACAGAGCCUAGGACUUGCCGAUCAGAAGGUUGGCGGUUCGAAUCCCUGCGACGGUGUGAGCUCCCGUUGCUCGGUCCCGGCUCCUGCCAACCUAGCAGUUCGAAAGCACGUCAAAGUGCAAGUAGAUAAAUAGGUACCACUCUGGCGGGAAGGUAAACGGCGUUUCCGUGCGCUGCUCUGGUUCGCCAGAAGCAGCUUAGUCAUGCUGGCCACAUGACCCGGAAGCUGUCUGCGGACAAACGCCAGGUCCCUCGGCCUAUAGAGCGAGAUGAGCGCGCAACCCCAGAGUCGGCCACGACUGGACCUAAUGGUCAGGGCUCCCUUUACCUUUACAGGGUGGGUGGUUGGAGUGCCGAAGCAAAGCCUGUUGCUUCAAGUGCUGGGUUAGUGUGGGGCAAAGUGACCCACUUCCCCUGCCCCACAAACCUCACAGCAGGGCCCCUGUCUUCCCCCAUCCUGGUCCUUGUACGCAGACACUUCUAAUACCUCCAUAAUAGUUCAGCGGCGACCCACUGCUUAAGCCCUGUUGCGAAUAACUUUAAUUUUUAAUGCGACUGAAGGUCGAGAGGAGAGCUUUCCUGCAAGCCUGCUGUUCCAUCUCGGAGGGAUGCUCUUUAAUAUGAGCCCCGGCUGGUUACCUAGGCAAUCGUCUUGGCAUCCCGUGGGGGAAAUAGAUUGUAGGAGGAGUUGUGAGUUCCUUCCCCUGCGAAUCUUCCCUGCUUCGACAUUUUUAAAGAGCAAAUGCAGGGAACGGGUGGAAUUGCACAUUGCCAUAAUGUGGGAAUGUUCAGACCUAGGUCUCGAGACCUGUGGGAAUGGCACUCCCUGGGUGAGCCGUUGGAGGGGGCAUGUUGCCCCGUCUGCUGGGGAGCUGCGUUGAAAGGCUUGGGGAGGCAACUGGGUGUGUGUUGGUUUAUUUCGUUAAAAGCUCUGCACCCUGCUCUCAGCCAGGAAGGCUCCCAGAGCAGCUUUGUUGUUGUUGUUGUUUAGUCAUUUAGUUGUGUCCGACUCUUCGUGACCCCAUGGACCAGAGCACGCCAGGCACCCCUGUCUUCCACUGCCUCCCACAGUUUGGUCAAAAUCAUGUUGGUAGCUUUGAGAACACUGUCCAACCAUCUCGUCCUCUGUCGUCCCCUUCUCCUUGUGCCCUCAAUCUUCCCCAACAUCAGGGUCUUUUCCAGGGAGUCUUCUCUUCUCAGGAGGUGGCCAAAGUCUUGGAGCCUCAGCUUCAGGACCUGUCCUUCCAGUGAGCACUCAGGGCUGAUUUCCUUCAGAAUGGAUAGGUUUGAUCUUCUUGCAGUCCAUGGGACUCUCAAGAGUCUCCUCCAGCACCAUAAUUCAAAAGCAUCAAUUCUCCGGCGAUCAGCCUUCUUUGUAGUCCAGCUCUCACUUCCACGCAUCGCUACUGGGAAAACCAUAGCUUUAACUAUACAGGACUUUGUUGGCAAGGUGGUGUCUCUGCUUUUUAAGAUGCUGUCUAGGUUUGUCAUUGUCAGAGCAGCUUACAAAUCAAUAAAAAAACAGUGCAGUUCCUGCCCUUGGGCUUAAAACAAUCCCAAAAGAUACGACACAAAAGGAAAAAAGGGAUGAGGAAGGGAGAGGAAAGCAAGCGAGUCCAAGUACCAAAGAUUAGAUGUUGUGAGAAAGGAGGCUAUCUUCGGGAGAAGAAAAGGCUAAGGAAUAAACUCUACGCAAAAACCAAAGUGGAGUCCCUAAGGCGGUUGGGUGGGGCCUUGUACGCCUCCUUCCGGCAACUUCUACAGCCAAGCUGGUGCCAAACAUUUUGCUCUGCCUUCCACAUCAGUGAGGCUGCGAGGGGGUCUUGUCAUCUGGGCAUCCCAGGUAAACGGCGUUUCCGUGCGCUCUGGUUUCCAUCACAGUGUCCCAUGCGCCAGAAGCAGUUUAGUCAUGCUGGCCACAUGACCUGGAAAGCUGUCUGUGGACAAACGCCGGCUCCUUCGGCCUGAAAGCGGAGAUGAGCGCUGCACCCCAUACAGUGGUGCCCCGCAAGACGAAUGCCUCGCAAGACAAAAAACUCGCUAGACGAAAGGGUUUUGCGGUUUUUGAGCUGCUUCGCAAGACGAAUUUCCCUAUGGGCUUGCUUUGCAAGACAAAAACGUCUUGCGUUUUUUGCAAGUUUGUUUCCUUUUUCUUAACACCGUUAAUACAGUUGCAACUUGACGUCGAGGAGCAACUCAUAGAACGCGGUGUGGUAGCCUUUUUUGAGGUUUUUGGCGAUUUUUGAAGCUUUUCCAAAACUUUUCCGACACCGUGCUUCGCAAGACGAAAAAUUCGCUAGACGAAAAACUCGUGGAAUGAAUUAAUUUCGUUUUGCGAGGCACCACUGUAGUUGCCUUUGACUGGACUUAACCAUUCAGGGGUCCUUUACCUUACCCAGGACCUCCAUACACACAGCCUGGCCUUGUGCCACGGGGCGGCCCCCUAUAUUUUUUACUAUAUUAGUGGCCAUGUGAUAAUUUUAGCUUAUAAACUUUAUUGUUUAAUGUCUUAAUUUGUAUAUUAAGGUACUUUUAUAGCUCUGUUUAGAGUACGUAAUGUCUUGAUAAUAUUGUAUCAGUCCAGUAUAUUUUCUUUUAAUCGUUGAAUGAUUCUGUGUACACUGCGGCAGCCUUUGGCUAUGUGCAAUAAAACUGACUGACUGACCCCUGGAGGCUCACUCCAUUGUCUCUUGAGAUCGAUGCCAACCCAACAAUUUAUCCGAAGCGUUCCUACCCUGCCUUUGAAUAUACCACUGCCCAGGGGGGCUGGCAACAUUAAACCGAUGCUGGGGUGGUCUGUGGGUUUUGUAUGAGGGGUGGGGAACCUCUGUAGAGUACAGAGUUGUUGGGGGAAAUCGAUGAGAAGCAAUGGCUUGAGGGAUGCCUCUUCUGUAUGAUGUUUGGGGUGGGAGGUUUAACAGGAACAUCAGCUGGGCAGAAGCCUAGCAGAAACUCCCAGAGCCACUGACUGAAAUCAUUUGUAAUCUCAUUUCAGCAUUGGAGCCACCAGACGUCCGGCUUUCGUAACCAGCCACCUCUUUCUUCCUUCUCGAUCCUGUGCAGAGAUGCCCAAGAGUCUUCUUGUGUGA